GCGAGCGGGGCGCGCAGCGGUUACUCUGGUUACUGUCCGCGAGGGAUGCUGGGGACCCGGCGGGCAGGAGCCUUCGCCUCGCUCUGAAGGACGCUCAUCCGAGACAGCCAUUCACUCUCGAGGAAGGCAAGUGUCGGUCGGACAGGUUCCCGGCCGUGACUUCGGGGCUUGCUUGAGGAGGAAUCUCCAAGGGAGGGCUGAGCUGCCAGGCUGCCGCCGCGCUUCGGGACGCCGUGGCCAUCUUUUGUUGGAGAAGGCUGCCGGGGCAGUGUUGCUAAGGGCAGCUUUCCCAGCACCCAGAUCCUUCUACGCUCCCGACUCCUUCCUACCGAGCACCUGCUGCUGGUGACAAAAGACCGUUUACAGCCAGGCGAGCGGACAUCGAAGUAUACAGCCACAUUCGCACCCCUCAGCCCAAUAGAGAGGCCCGUGUCCAUCAGUUGGCUGAAUGAAGAAGUGUGUAAUCAGGAGCCGUUGGGGUAGGCAGGCUUUAAAUGCUGCCUUUUAAGAUCUGGACAACUUAAGAUACAUUUGCACUCUCAAUGAUUUCAAAAAUUGAUCACAUCUGACUCGUGAUCCUGAAACUAUUUAUUGGAAGAAGUUCGACCGGUUGCCCCGAACCCCUUUGAGAACUACAUUUUGGGGACAUUUUAAUCACUGAAGACCUUCCGAGGAAAAAAGACCCCCCCAAGAGACCCCCAAAACACAAAAUCCUCAGCCUUGGCUGGUGCCACCAAAGAAGCCUUUUGAGCCAUGUGGACUUUUCUUGGCAUUGCUACCUUCACCUAUUUUUAUAAGAAAUGCGGGGAUGUCACCCUGGCCAACAAGGAGCUCCUGCUGUGCGUGCUGGUGUUCCUGUCGCUGGGCCUGGUGCUCUCCUACCGCUGUCGCCAUCGACACGGGGGCCUCCUUGGCCGCCAUCAGAGCGGCGCCCAGUUCGCUGCCUUCUCGGAUAUUCUCUCUGCUUUGCCUCUUAUUGGCUUCUUCUGGGCCAAGUCACCUGAAUCAGAAAAGAAAGAACAGCUGGAGUCCAAGAAGUGCAGAAAAGAAAUCGGUCUUUCAGAAACGACAUUAACAGGAGCAGCUACCUCAGUGUCGACCUCGUUCGUGACGGACCCGGAAGUGAUCAUCGUGGGAUCUGGUGUGCUUGGAUCUGCCUUGGCAGCAGUUCUCUCCAGAGAUGGAAGAAAGGUGACGGUCAUCGAGAGAGAUUUAAAAGAGCCCGACAGGAUAGUUGGGGAGCUGCUGCAGCCAGGAGGCUACCGUGUUCUCCAGGAGCUGGGCCUUGGAGAUACAGUAGAAGGUCUCAAUGCCCAUCAUAUACAUGGCUACAUAGUUCAUGACUAUGAAAGCAGAUCUGAAGUUCAAAUUCCGUACCCACUGUCAGAAACCAACCAAGUGCAGAGUGGAAUUGCUUUUCACCAUGGCCGAUUCAUCAUGAGUCUCCGGAAAGCAGCUAUGGCAGAGCCCAAUGUAAAGUUUAUAGAAGGUGUUGUGCUUCAGUUACUAGAGGAAGAUGAUGCUGUAAUCGGCGUGCAAUACAAGGACAAGGAGACUGGGGACACCAAGGAGCUCCACGCCCCGCUCACCGUUGUUGCGGAUGGACUCUUCUCCAAGUUCAGGAAGAGCCUCAUCUCCAGUAAAGUCUCCGUUUCUUCCCACUUCGUUGGCUUCCUUAUGAAGGAUGCACCACAGUUUAAACCCAAUUUUGCGGAGCUUGUUCUGGUCAACCCCAGUCCAGUUCUCAUCUACCAGAUUUCUUCCAGUGAAACUAGGGUACUUGUUGAUAUUCGGGGAGAAUUGCCAAGAAACCUAAGAGAAUACAUGGCUGAACAAAUUUACCCACAGUUACCUGAGCACCUGAAGGAGUCAUUUCUGGAGGCCUCUCAGAAUGGUCGUCUGCGGACCAUGCCGGCCAGCUUCCUUCCUCCUUCCUCAGUGAACAAACGAGGCGUCCUUAUUCUGGGAGAUGCGUAUAACCUGAGGCACCCUCUUACUGGUGGAGGAAUGACAGUUGCUUUAAAAGAUAUAAAAUUGUGGAGACAACUGUUAAAAGACAUUCCUGACCUUUAUGAUGAUGCUGCUAUUUUCCAGGCCAAAAAAUCAUUCUUUUGGUCAAGAAAAAGGACCCAUUCCUUUGUUGUGAAUGUAUUGGCUCAGGCCUUGUAUGAAUUAUUUUCAGCUACAGAUGAUUCCUUGCAUCAGCUCCGAAAAGCUUGCUUUCUGUAUUUUAAACUUGGUGGAGAGUGUGUGACCGGUCCUGUUGGGUUGCUUUCAAUAUUGUCUCCUCACCCUCUGGUGUUGAUUCGACACUUCUUUUCCGUUGCAAUCUACGCCACGUAUUUCUGCUUCAAAUCAGAGCCGUGGGCUACAAAACCACGGGCCCUUUUCAGUAGCGGUGCUGUACUGUACAAAGCGUGUUCUAUCCUAUUUCCACUCAUCUAUUCAGAAAUGAAGUAUCUGGUUCAUUGAAAGGGAGUCCACGUGCAGUCAAGUCCCUUGGGGCUUGAAGAGGAUGUAUAUAGCAUAGAACUGUGUCACUUCCACAGUGGACUUGAGGACCAAGCUUGUGUAUAAGCAUGUAAAUAUAAGCCUUACUUUACAGUUGAAAAUGAAGGUCAGAGAAGCUAGAUGUUUAAAAGGAUGAUUGUUUCUACAAAUCAGUGCUAACACUCAAGUUUUUCUUUUGAUUUCAGUAUUUGGGGUGACUCAUUGGGACAAGCCAAUAAAAUGAAGAGUGAACUCUUA
Messenger RNA from Mus musculus (house mouse), 2748 nucleotides. It is a transcript of the gene Sqle, whose product is annotated as squalene epoxidase. NCBI's taxonomy places the organism in Eukaryota, Metazoa, Chordata, Mammalia, Rodentia, Muridae. Gene Ontology annotation, cellular component: endoplasmic reticulum membrane; membrane. Gene Ontology annotation, molecular function: flavin adenine dinucleotide binding; squalene monooxygenase activity; FAD binding. The record is from RefSeq and is marked provisional. Gene Ontology annotation, biological process: regulation of cell population proliferation; sterol metabolic process; cholesterol metabolic process. The transcript has 11 exons. The coding region runs from base 754 to 2472 and encodes 572 amino acids.